AUGCCCAAAGUUGGCUAUAUGACAUGUGACCCUUUGGGAGGCCCUGGCCUUCAUCAGGACACAGGGCUUGGAGACUCCUCACCAACCUUUUGCGUGUUGGCAUUGGAAGGAAAUCAACCCCAGGCUGUCCUAGCUCAAUGUGUCUGGGUUGCAGAGUGCUGCUUUAAGCUGCUCUUCUGUGUGGUGCCGCAUGGGUGUGAUUCGUUUCUAUUGAGAUGGCAGGCAGUGCGGGGUUCCUUGGUUGGAACAGUAGAGAAGCGAGGAAUUUCUGGGGGCCAGAGAAAGCGGGUGAAUGUUGGGCUGGAACUGGUGAUGGAACCUUCACUUCUGAUCUUAGAUGAACCCACAUCUGGUUUGGACAGUUCUUCUUCUCAGCUACUAUUGAGAGCACUUCGACGUGAAGCUCUUGAAGGGGUGAACAUCUGCAUGGUUGUCCACCAACCGAGGUUUGCUUGGAUGAGGUUCAUGUAUUUAGUUCGUGUAUAUGAAAUCUAUGCUCCUUUAGCGAUUGUAACUUUGUGA
Ilex paraguariensis (yerba mate) is the source of this 522-nucleotide messenger RNA. The record is from the annotation of a GenBank genome assembly. Lineage: Eukaryota; Viridiplantae; Streptophyta; Magnoliopsida; Aquifoliales; Aquifoliaceae.